Molecule: messenger RNA, 6623 nt
Organism: Tachysurus fulvidraco (yellow catfish)
Lineage: Eukaryota; Metazoa; Chordata; Actinopteri; Siluriformes; Bagridae
Gene: itprid2
Product: ITPR interacting domain containing 2
Exons: 18
Coding region: 450-4433 (1327 amino acids)
Molecular function (GO): signaling receptor binding
Source: RefSeq, a predicted model, not a curated record
GUGUGUGUGUGUGUGAUGAUCAUUUAGUCACACUGAGGUGUUGAUUGUAACAAGAUUUUAUUCCUUUGAGCUCUCACUUUUCUUUGUUACUUUCGAGCACAGUUACGUAAAUCUCCCUUUUCCUCAUGUGACUGGGACAAACACACAGUGAGCGGAGGGGGUGAUGUUUGCACGUCGGCGCUCGCUCCACACUCGGUCAAUAAAACUUUCCAGUGAUAGCGGUGCUUCUUCCCUGUUCAGUUCAGAGAGAAACCGAGAGAAAGGAGAGGAAGAGAAAGAAAGUGAGGGAGGAAAAAAAAUGAAGAAAUGGAACUUUUCAGGAUGUCCUUAAGUUUUAUCCAUAUGAAGGAAUUUGAUCGAUGUCCUGAGGUUCAGGAGUCACCGUAUGAACGGAGUGGAGUUUAAUCUUAGUGUUUGAGGUGUGUGUGUGUGUGUGUGUGUGUGUACGCAUGUGCACGCAUGCUGCCUGGUUUCUCACGCCGUUCGUGCUUGCAGGUGUCUAUAUGAAAGUGGAUUCUAAGAGCAAAAGCAGCAUUUUGACUCCUCUUGGAGCUUCUCUAGAUGAGCAGUCCAACAGUCCAACCAAAGGACCACUGAGGAAUGGCUGUAGCUUUGAAGAUGACCUGUCCUUGGGUGCUGAAGCCCAUCUACUCCAGAGCAGCAGUGCCAAACCUGACCCCAGUAGCUAUGACAUGCAAGCACUGGAGAAGAGGAGUCGGUUCAGACAGAAGAGUCGUAGUAUGAACUCCACCGGCUCAGGAAAGAGCAGUGGCACCGUGUCCAGUGUCUCAGAGCUGUUGGAUCUGUACGAAGAGGAUCCAGAGGAAAUCCUCUACAACCUCGGCUUUGGCCGUGAAGAGCCUGACAUCGCCUCUAAAAUCCCCUCACGAUUCUUCAACACAUCAUCCGGUGCCAAGGGCAUCGAUAUUAAGGUUUAUCUGGGAGCACAGAUGCAGCGCAUGGAGCUGGAAAAUCCUAACUAUGCCCUGACAAGUCGUUUUCGUCAAACUGAGGUUCUGGCCACUGUGGCCAAUGUCUUCUCAGAGAUCUACUCCCAGGUCUCAGGUCGUCCAGUUCAAAAGAUCUGCCCGAAGUCUGAGGCAGAGCCAACUGAGCCUCCCCCACUACGACGGAAUAGCUCCACUCUUAAUGCAGUGAAGAUCCUGAAGAAGAACCUCACUCGACCGAAUCUCAUGGCCUUGGCCGAGACGAUGUCAAAACAGCCCUCAAAAACUGACUCAGAGGGAACAAAGAACAGUGUUUGUGAGCCUCAUUCAGAUGCUGAGCCCAGGCAGAAGAUUUUCAGGAGGAAAGACUCAUUACUGGCAACAGUAACUGAGGAGUCUAAUCAGUCUGGGGUCGAAGUUUGUGACUCAGAGACAGAAAACUCCAAACUCGUUAACGGAGAACGGUUGCCUACAUGUCUUUCCGAGAAACCCGAGAAGGUCGGAACGGAUGUUUGUGACACACCGCUCUCGGUGUCCGAGCAGAGCAACGGAGAAAUUGUUGAAUCCGAAUCGAGUAUGAUCCCUGAAGGGCAGAAGACUGUCUCCUCCUCUUCCAUUCCAGAUAAAGAGACCUGCCCUCUCUUGCCCAAUCCUCACAUGGCCCAUCUCCUCAGCCAGCCACGAGACUCCUUUGAGAUGGAAGAGUUGCAGAGUAACGAGGAUGAGGCUGUUUCUGGGACUCGCUGUUUCUCCAUAGAGGGCAGUGAGCCUUUACUGAGGACAGGGAGUCAACAGUCAGACAGCAGUGGCUUUGCAGAGGAUCCCUCAUCAGAAGGCUCAGCUAAUUCCCUGAAGGUCCAGGAGAGCUCGGACAGCUGUGACAGCGAAACAACUGUGAAGGCUUACACAGUUGAAAGUGGAACACCUGGGACUCUGGAACACCCAGCCUUUGAAAGACUGUUAAUGGAUCAGGAGCUACUGAUGCAGACCAGUAUGGGGCUCUUUGGCCCAAUGGGAGCUCAGGUGGUCCCUGAACUUGUGAGCCAACAGGUUCCAAGUCAUUUUAUCAUAGACAAGACAAGGCUGGAGACUGCUGUGUCUGAGACAGAAACUCAUGAUAGACUUACUGAUCCUGUAAUUGAAACAGGCUCUAGCACAGAAUCACUCAGCACUGUAGAGUUCACAGAUCCAGAGCCAUCUAUAGAUCUUGUUUCAGCCCCAAACACGUCUAAUACAAGUGAGGAGAUUACCCUGGUGGGUGAACAGGAUAUGACAGCUGACAGUUUAGAACAGAUGGGUUUAUCUGCAGCAUCAAGCUCUUCCAAUCCAUUAGAGCCAGUGUUAGAUGUACCCACCCCAGAUCAAAGUUUAGAGCCUGUUCCUGAGUCUCAGAUUCAAGAUAAAGAGGACCUUAGCACCUCAAGUAGGGUCCGUAGUGCCCUGCUUCGGGCCCAGCAGAGGACAACCUCAUGCGAGGAUCAGAGGGGGCGGGUUUGGAUUCGGUCAAGAGACCUACUGAAGGAUCUCAAUGAGGAGACAAGGAACCCACUUCAAAGGUCCAGCUCUCUCCCAACCACUUUGCUGAGCCCAGCUCGGGUGGUGUCAUCUGUGCACAUCCAGCUAGGUCAUGGCUCAGUUCGUCAGUGCACGCCACCGUGCUACAGCUAUCGCUAUGAGGAGGAACCAGAGGAGGUCACAUCCAUUGCAGGGGAACAAGACGACAGAUCUCAGUCCAGACACCCAUCUAAUCUUGUUGAUUCAGAUAGCUUAAAUCUAGAAACAGAGCUAGACCGCACAGGAGUGCCUCCGUAUCCCAUGAACGUGCCUCAGCAUUUGACUCGGUCGACUAGCUCACUGUACAGCACUCCUGCGGAUUGGCCCUUGCGGCAUAUGGCAGAAGCUCCUGUUUGGAGCACAAACAGCGUUCCUGAUCUGACCCAGCAUACAAGGAUACCACAUCCUGCUAUUCCACGUCACAUCCAGCAAGAACUUCCUCAAUUCCGAGGACAUGUUGGCUCCCCUUACCAGAAACCUAUACCAGUUAGGCCCCUUAGUCGCAGUUACACCCCUGUUAACAGCCCCUGCCCUUGCACACAAAGUGGGAUGUAUUCCCAGUAUCCUCAGCCACAGAACUCACCAUUUUUUCAUUCUGUAUACACACCACCUCAUGGUUCAAAUUUCCCCAAUCAAAAUAUUUCUUAUACCCACCCACACUGCAUGCCUUACCAUCCUCAGGCACCCUUCCAGUCUCCUCCUUUAACUAAUCCUUAUGGUUCCUCAUUCAAUUUACAAAUGCAUUCAAAUCUCUACAAUCCUCAAGUGCCUCUUACCCACUCCUACAGCGCCCCCUCUAGCCUGGCAUUUGGUAACACCCCUUAUAACCCCAACAUGCCCUACAGACAUCACUGUAACUCCCCAUUCCACACACCACCACCCACAUUUUCCCAAAUGCCUUUUUCAUUCCCAUCGGACACACCGACUCCUCCUCCAACUAUCGGUAGUACGGAAAUGCAGCUGCGUCGAGUCCUACAUGAAAUUAGAGGCACUAUGCAGAGUUAUGGCCAGACUGCUCCUGAUCAACAUGAAGGCACACAAUCGGGGGUACACAGUCCAGUUCAAGCUGUCCAACCACUCCAUGAGGAGCUGCAGAGGCGACUGAAGAACCUGAAGGUUUUUCGGACUCAGAUGAUGGACCUUGAACUUGCGCUGAUGAGGCAGCAAUCCAUGGUUUAUCAGCUUCUCACUCCUGAAGAGAGGCAAGAGGCAGAGCAGCUGCAGAGGCUCCGUGUCGCUGUUCGUCAGGAGCUGCAGGAGUUAGAGCUGCAGUUGGAGGAUCAACUCCUCACCCUGGAUGAUCGGAUUCACUCAGCGCACAGCAGUCGCCUCUCCCGUCAUCUCCUGGACAUGUCCAGGGGUCAGAGCAUGGACAGUUUAUCUAGCUCCUCUGCACUCAGAGCUACAGAACCGGUGACCGAUCUCUUGCGGGAGCAGAUGUAUCUCCAGUCAGAGCUGAGUUAUGAUGGCACUAGUGCGGUUGACACUCCGACCUCUGCUCGUUCGUCGAGGUCGGUGAGUCCGGUGCGAUCCCGUGACCUCACCUCGUCUCCAUCACGGAGAAGAGGAGGAGUGUAUCGCUCAACGGUCAGCUUGACACCAUCUAUUCCUUCGAGAUCAGGAAACGAGACCCGGGAGCAAACACCACAACGGAACAUUAGCCCUAGAUUACCUGAGGUCAUAGCUUGCAGAACAGCACAGAGUGUCUCAGACCACACCGAUGUCAAUAAAGAGCCUUCAUUUCAGAAAAAUAAAGGAGAAGAAGAAGGAGAAAGUGGAGGAGAGGAAGCUUUUGGAAAUGCAAAUAUAAAGCAGCUCAUCCACCAGAUAAAGAAGAGUCUCGCAGAUGAGAUCAGACAGGAAAUUGUCAAUGAGAUUCUCGCUGCCGUGUCACCGCAGAGAUCUGUAGCGACACAAGAGUCAGCACCAUGACAACGGUGAUUAGCGGCUGAAGAGGAGGACUGCUGUGGAUCUAAGCUCUGAGGAAACACAAAUUCUCUUGAGUUCAUCACACACUACUGCAGCUCAAACCAACCCAAUCUAUCCAAUUUGCCUCCCCACCUUCUCCACGACAACAUUCUGAAAAGUAUACUACUGCUCCAGAGAUGAUCUUCUGCUCCUCCUCAGUUCCUCACACCAACAUGGGAAGCUCCAGGCUAAAGCGGAUAAAACCUGUAUGGGCUAUGGUAAACAUCUCCUUCAAGAUAAAAGCCCAAAAGUUAAUGCAGCAUAAGAUUGAUUAACCUCUUGUAAAGUUUAAAAUGUUAUUUAAAAGCACACUUUUCACUUUAGCUAGCAAGCUAUCCAAGUCUCUAUGUAUAAUUUUGUUCAUUUACUGAAUGUUGUGAUUGCAGCACCCAUUUUCUAUAAUUUAUUCAUCUAAAAACAUUUGCAAAUGCUAGAAACAUUUAUUGUGGUCAUUGAUUUCAUUUUCUCCACUGAGUUCACAUCUCUGCCCAAUCUGGGGCUUUAUCCAUCUAAGACAAGUCUUCAAGUCUUCAAAAUCUUCCACACCAAGAUAGGGAGUCUCAUGCCAAAUGGGAUUGCUUGAUGCCCAAGUCCAAGCUUCUCAUACCUGGGAAGAGGAUUUUCCUGCUUCUCAUGCAAGUGAAACAUUUAUGGAUUCUUCAAUCUAGGCAGGGGUUUCUUCUACCCAAGUAAGGUCUUUAUCUGUCCAAGUCCCAGAGGGGGACGCUAUGCCCAGAUAGUGGUGAUUGAUGCCCAAGCUAGGGCUUUAUCCAUCCAAAUGAAGAUUUCAUCCACCAUAAAACCCAAAGUUCUUUCCAAGCCCAAGUUUGAUGCCUAAACCAGGGCUUCAUCUGUCUUGAGAAGGAUAUUCACACUCAAUUGUGGGAUUCUUCUCUGCCCAAAAUGAAUAUUCUCACUCACAAGAGUGGUAUUGUUUUGCCAAAGUGGGUGAUUUUCUUUACUCAAGCUAGUCUAAGGCUUCGUCUGUGGAUCUGCAGUUGGCUUUUUCCAUGGAUUACAGCAGGAAAAUUUAUCCACUCUUCCAAUACACUGAAAAACGUCAACCAUUCAUUUGUUUAUUUUUACCCACCUGUAGCAACUGCACCUUCAUACACUACUGCAUGGCAACACGUCAAUCCGAUCUAAUCCAAGACUUUCUCUAGACCUCAACCAGACAUUGUUACCACAAGGGGGAUUGCUGCACUGGAUCUAUUUUACAGGAUCAUCCGCUUGAACCCAAUAAUAAUAAAUCGAUCUGCUAGUCUCCUCCAUCUGAGGGCAUGAAAGUAUUCAAGAUUUUAUUUUAUUUUAUUUUUAUUUUUUUUUUGUUUUAAAACAAAAACUCUGCAAAUCAUUUCAUUCAAGUUUUAUAUUUGGUACGCUGCCAUCUUUCUGGAAAAAUAACUUUCACCUUUGUAUUUCUUUUAUCUUUAUUAUGUUUUUUUGUUUUUUUUUAAAUAAUGUUUGGGUGAAAGGUGGCCAGGCUUGAAGAUCACACGAUAUAGGUGAUGGUGAUAGCAUUUUGGUGUGUUUCUGUACAUAUCUGUGAGUUUUAUCUGCAGCCUCUGUGAGGUACUAACCGUGCAAUAUGUUUCACUUGAACUGACCAGUCACAACUGCUGUUUAUAGAGAUGCCACUUUAAAAAGAGGAAGGGGACACGAGUGUAACCACAAACACACACACACACACACACACACACACACACACACACUUCCAACUUUAUAUCGGGAGUCCAUGACACGCUUUAUGUGUAGAAAUUAAGCUUUCUGAGCACAAGCACUAAAUCUGCUAUUGUUGCUCCGGUUUUCUUUUAUGACCGAAGCCUUUUUCAUGCAAAGCAACCACUAGUUUGUUGGAGGGAAAAACUUAUUUGAAUUAUUUUUAUUAUUAUUUUUUCCAAAUGUGCCAUGCUGAAUGUCAUACGUGCCUUUUAAAAAAUUUCAAGUGUUAGACGGAUGACUUCCAGCCUUGCUUACUGUAUGUGACGAGGUGAUUUCCAUAGCUGAUCUUUGUUCUAAUGAGUUGUAAUACUAACCGAUUCACAUUUUUUUGGCUAUUUUCUAAAGGGAAAUUUUAACUUGUCAUUCGGGAUGCAUGAGGAAUUUAUCUCUAAAGCAAAUCAUUAAUAAAGAUUUAUUUAUUUUGAAUAUAAA